AUGUGUGCACGGAUCUCUCCACAAUACACGGGCAUGAGCCCCACAACGUGCACGACCACUAGCAACAACCAGCAGGACAGCAGCAGCAUCUACGCGCGUGCGUGGCGAUUCGUGCAGCGUCGGCUGCGACCGCGAGCCUGUUCGUGUCCUGCAGACAUGGAGAAGCGGACGGCGACUACCAAAACAGUGGAAACUCCACAGCCUACAAGUCGAAGCAGCUACUGCUGCGACUGGCAACGCGUGUACAUGCUCAAGGAGCUGGAGGAGGCCGGCGCACGAGCACAAUGGCGACGACAGCGGCAGUACCAGGAAUGCAUCAAGGAGACAGCAGAGUGGACACCCACAGACGUGCCGACGUUCAAGACGCAGGCACAGCGCAAGACCGCGCAAGUGACGUGUCAUAAUUGCGGCCUUCUGUUCUUCCGUCCGCUGUCUGUGGCGUCAGACACAAGCGCGUUCUGUGGUCGCGACUGCCAGAGCACGUUCGAGUACCGUCGAGAUCUACAAGAGACUGUGAACGCGUGCGAGACUUUCCAGUCCACAGCCACCUGGACACGAAGCAGCGAGUUGUAA
This is a messenger RNA of Phytophthora infestans T30-4, 573 nucleotides long. RefSeq lists its product as uncharacterized. The transcript has a single exon. The record is from RefSeq and is a predicted model, not a curated record. The coding region runs from base 1 to 573 and encodes 190 amino acids. Lineage: Eukaryota; Oomycota; Peronosporomycetes; Peronosporales; Peronosporaceae.